UCGUCCCGGAAGUGCUGUUGCAGAAGUGGCUGCCGGCGUGACUUUCAGCGCUUCCCGCUGUGAUUCCAGUGGCUGAGCACAUCCGGCGCUGAGCUUGCCAUGAGGCUGCUGAGAGCUGCUACUGCUGUGGCUCUGGGGCGCGGGUCGCUCCUGCGGGUCUCUGCCGCCCUAGGCAGGCAUGGGAAGCAGGUACCGGUACCGGUUAAUUGGAAGACCUGCCGAUGGUGUUCAUCAGGGGUAAUCCCUAAUGAAAAGAUACGAAAUAUUGGAAUCUCAGCUCACAUUGAUUCUGGGAAAACUACAUUAACAGAACGAGUGCUUUACUACACUGGCAGAAUUGCAAAGAUGCAUGAGGUGAAAGGUAAAGAUGGAGUCGGGGCCGUCAUGGAUUCCAUGGAACUGGAGAGACAAAGAGGAAUCACUAUUCAGUCAGCAGCUACCUAUACCAUCUGGAAAGAUGUCAAUAUCAACAUUAUAGAUACUCCUGGGCAUGUGGACUUCACGAUAGAGGUUGAAAGGGCCCUGAGAGUGUUGGACGGAGCAGUCCUGGUUCUCUGUGCUGUUGGAGGUGUGCAGUGCCAGACCAUGACUGUUAAUCGACAGAUGAAGCGCUACAAUGUUCCAUUUCUAACUUUUAUUAACAAACUGGACCGAAUAGGCUCCAAUCCAACCAGGGCUCUGCAGCAAAUGAGGUCCAAACUAAAUCAUAACGCAGCAUUUAUGCAGAUACCCAUUGGUUUGGAGGGUGAUUUUAAAGGUAUUAUAGAUCUUAUUGAGGAACGAGCCAUCUAUUUUGAUGGAGACUUUGGUCAGAUUGUUCGAUAUGGUGAGAUUCCAGCUGAAUUGAGGGCGGCAGCAGCUGACCACCGGCAGGAGCUGAUUGAAUGUGUUGCCAAUUCAGAUGAACAACUUGGUGAGCUGUUCCUAGAAGAAAAAAUCCCCUCAAUUUCUGAUAUAAAGCUUGCCAUCCGAAGAGCUACUCUAAGUAGAUCAUUUACUCCUGUCUUUUUGGGAAGUGCCUUGAAGAACAAAGGAGUGCAGCCUCUUUUAGAUGCUGUUUUAGAGUACCUCCCAAACCCAUCUGAAGUCCAGAAUUAUGCUAUUCUCAAUCAGGAGGGUGACUCGAAAGAGAAAACCAAAAUCUUAAUGAAUUCCAAAAGAGACAACUCUCACCCGUUUGUAGGCCUGGCUUUUAAACUGGAGGCAGGUCGAUUUGGACAGUUAACUUAUGUCCGCAAUUAUCAGGGAGAGUUGAAAAAGGGUGACACCAUCUACAACACAAGGACAAGAAAGAAAGUGCGGCUACAACGGCUGGUUCGCAUGCAUGCCGACAUGAUGGAGGAUGUGGAGGAAGUAUAUGCUGGAGACAUCUGUGCAUUGUUUGGCAUUGAUUGUGCUAGUGGGGACACAUUCACAAACAAAGAUUGUAGUGGCCUUUCUAUGGAGUCAAUUCAUGUUCCUGAUCCUGUCAUUUCAAUAGCAAUGAAGCCUUCCAAUAAGAAUGACCUAGAAAAAUUUUCAAAAGGUAUCAGCAGAUUUACCAGAGAAGAUCCCACAUUUAGAGUCCACUUUGACACUGAAAACAAAGAGACAAUUGUAUCCGGAAUGGGGGAAUUACACCUGGAAAUCUAUGCUCAGAGAAUGGAAAGAGAAUAUGGCUGUCCCUGUAUCACAGGAAAGCCAAAAGUUGCCUUUAGAGAGACCAUUACUGCCCCUGUCCCGUUUGAGUUCACACAUAAAAAACAGACCGGUGGUGCAGGCCAGUUUGGGAAAGUGAUAGGUGUACUGGAGCCUCUGGACCCAGAGAACUACACUAAGUUGGAGUUUUCAGAUGAAACAUUUGGGGCAAAUGUUCCAAAACAGUUUGUGCCUGCUGUAGAAAAGGGGUUUUUGGAAGCCUGUGAGAAGGGCCCUCUUUCUGGACACAAGCUCUCUGGGCUUCGGUUUGUCCUACAGGAUGGCGCGCACCACAUGGUUGAUUCCAAUGAAAUCUCUUUCAUCCGAGCAGGAGAAGGUGCUCUUAAACAAGCCUUGGCAAAUACAACAUUAUGUGUUAUUGAACCAGUUAUGUCUGUGGAAGUGAUAGCUCCAAAUGAAUUUCAAGGAGCAGUGAUUGCGGGUAUUAACCGGCGCCAUGGAGUUAUCACAGGGCAAGAUGGAGUUGAGGACUAUUUUACCCUGUUUGCAGAUGUCCCUCUAAAUAAUAUGUUUGGUUAUUCCACUGAACUUAGGUCAUGUACAGAGGGAAAGGGAGAAUAUACAAUGGAGUACUGCAGAUAUCAGCUGUGUUCACCAACCACACAAGAAGAUCUAAUUAAUAAAUAUUUGGAAGCUACAGGUCAACUUCCUGUAAAAAAAGGAAAAGCCAAGAACUAACUUCUCUCACUUUGAAUUGACUAUCAAAUUUUAACUGAAUCUGCAAGGUUUAGAUACUUUAAUGGAUUUCAGUGGAAUGGAUUCAGGCUGCUGAAUCAGGAGUUUUAGAAGUCCUUCCAGUUAUAUUCAAGAGCUUCUAUUUCUUCAGAAAGAAUUCUGUUUCAUAUCUCAACUCUACUGAUUAGUUUUAUAGUGUGUUGAAAAAUAAAAUAUUUAUUUCUAAACAAAUAAAUAUGAUUAUUUCUGAAAUAUAUUUGAUAUUUAUUUAAGGGAGAAAGAGACUAAUUUGAGUUAUACUUAUAAGCUUAGGAAGUGUAUGAACUUUAUUUCCAAAUUUUUCAUCAUAAGAAUUUUCAACAUAUAGAAAAGUUGAAAAACAGCACAAAAAAACACCCAUAUAAUUUUGUGGUAGAUACAACAAGUAACAAUUUAACAAUUUGUUCAUCAUAUCAUAAUUUGAUUUGCCAUACUUGCUUUAUCUGUUUGUUUAUUGUCCAUCUAUGCCUCAUACCUCUAUAUAUUUUUUAAUUUUUAAAAUUAUUUUUGCUGAAAACUUGAAAGUGAAUUGUUUGUGUCAUAAUACUUCUCAGAGUGCCGAUUUUUAUUAGGCAAGGUUUUUUGUUUAAGAGUACAUUCCGUAUGAUCUUAAUAUGUUUUUCAGAUUCUUCAUCAGGAUAUUAAAGUACUGGCUCUAUUUCUAGCUUUUUAAUAUAGAACUGAUUGCUUAAAUUUGUGGUUUCUGCAAUUCCCUUGUAAUUGCCCCUGCUUUUAGGAGUAUGUUACUUCCUUACAGCCCUGUCUGAAGUGAGAAACAGACCCUUGCAUAUAAUAUUAUUAACUGUAUUCAUUUUAAUGUUUCUGCAUUCCUAAAGAAUAAAAUGUGAUCUACAGAGGUACUGUCCAGUUUCAUUUACCUAGUAAAUAUUAGUUGAAUUUGAAAUCUGUUGAGAUUUAUCAUAGUUUUGUAUUCAAUGAGAUUGUGAAAGAACAAAUGUUAAGCUUUUAUUUCCAGAAAAAAAUUGGGCUUUCACAGGCAGUCCUACCGUAUUGUUUGGCAUUGCCUCAUACAAAAAUCAUCAGAUGCUAAUAGAUGCCUAAUCCUCAUCCUUACAGAGUGAUAGAAAUAAAAUAGCUGACUUUAAAUUCCUUUUGUUUUACUGAUUAUUGAUUUGGCUUUAUAUUUUAAGGCGCUAGAAAAAAAGUGUUUUAGAAAGUACUGAGCACUUAAAAAGGUACUGUGCUACAUGCUUAAAAUGCAUUAUCCAAUUUACCUAUGAAAGUAGGUACUCUGAUUAUGUACAUUUUGCAAAAGAGGAGGCAAAGGCACAGAGUGGGCAAAUAACUUGUCCAAGACCACAUAGCUUAAGUAUUCAAAUUGAUACUUUAGUUAUGAAUAUUCAUCAAAACCAAGUGCAUUUCCCAUUGAGUGUAUCUGUUGGUGUAAUAUCAAUCCUGAAAAAUGUGCCAUUUCAUCAGCUUCCUGUGCCAUUCACAGUGCCUUUGAAUGCUGUUUCUGAUGAGGAAAUACCUGUGUAGAAUUUAGCAUGGUUCCUCCAGCUGUUUUGAGUCAUCAGAAAUACUGAAACUAAGAUGGAUAAAAUUGGAUGUGUUUUGAUUUGUUAAACAUUCUCAUUAGAAAGUUAGGGCGUCAGAAAAGAUCCUAGAUACCUAACCCAACACUAGAAUUUUGUAGGCAACCCUGCUGGUGGAAGUAACUAGGAUAGGGUCACGUAGGGGCAGAUCUAGGAACAGCACCCACAUACAUGCUAAUGCAUUAGUUCGGUUGUAUUGGUAAGACCACAUACCUGUCAAUGUCUGUAACAAGGAAAGCUAAAUAAAAAUUCAUUCAUAAAUGAUAUUUAUACUGCUGCAAUAGUAACAUAACUAUUGGCUAAUUUAAAAGAAAGACUGUAUUACUUGUGUUGGAUAACGGUAGCAGCACUAAAAGUAGUGCUGCACUGAUUCCAAACCCUGGCUGCGCUUUAAAAAUCACUUGAGGGGAAGGGGGUGAAAAAGAAAUACCCAGGCUCAGCCCAGAUAUUCUGAUUCUGUUACUCAAAGGAAGGGGCCCAGCAUUUAAAGUUUUUCAGGCCAUUCUAAUAUAUAGGCAAGGUUAAAUACUACUGCAGUAUUGCCUGAACUUGGAUCCAAUAUAAAAUGUAAGAUUUGUAUAAUCCACAUCAUUAAUAUUCUUUUGUGCAAUGUUAGUGCUUGGGCUGUUGGUUCUUAGUUGGAUACCUUUACCUUUAAAGAAAUACAGUCAUCUUUUUAAAAGUAACUCUAUUAUUCCUUUUCUCUCUGCUCACUCUUAGAUUGUAUAGUUGUAAAAUCAUCACUAAAAUUUAAUCAAUUCUGAAGUUUAAGAUCUGUAACAUUUUUUUUUUUGAAAUCUAGAUGAGUCUUAAAAUUGAUGCCAGAAGAAACUUGCCAGCCAUAAAAUAGGGAUAAAUUGUGACAUAUGAGAAUGUAUCCCAUUGUAGAAGAUAACCUAUUUGCAUUGCUAAAACUAUCAACUGGAGCUUUAAUGGUUGCAUAAAGAACUGUCAAAUGUGUAAAACUGGAAUGAAUCAUUGAAAUAGUUUAUUGUGUUCAAAGAUUUUUUAAUAGGCAUUCAUUUGUCCAUUCACGUAAGUGCUAGUCAGCAUUCUAGGGAUUGUAGCACUUUAAAAACUAGGAAAGUUCACUGAAUAGGUCAUAGAAUUUUCUAAGCUGAGAGAAUUGGUAUAAUAAAUUCAUGUGACAUGUGGUCUGUCAUUCAAGUGCCAAAUAUAUAAAAGCUUCUAAAUGACUUUCAAAAGAACUGGUUUAAUUUCUAAACAAUUCUUAAUUCAGGGAAGGAAAAAUGAAGCUAUGAGUAGAAUUAAGUGAAUGCAGACAAAACCUGGUAUUAUUCCAUAUGUCUUAAAACCCUUAAAGUUCUAAAGAAAUCAGAAAAGUCAAUGUGAUGUUGUCUAUAGCUGUCGGUGGUGCAGAGUGAUUCAGAAAAUUUUUAGACUCUUGGUGUUUAAGGACUGAAGAAAUUUACUUUUUUAUUUCAUGUCAAGGCACACAAAGUAACUUUGUUAUGUACUGAAAAAUGUUAGUGAAACUAAGAAAGCAAUUUUAGAGUUUGUUCUAGAAAAGAUAUCCUAAUAGUGAUAUUAUUGAGAAAUUUGUAGUUGGUUUAACUUUUGUGGGGUUUGUAGAUAUUGUAGAUAUGUUGUCUGUAUUUAUAGAAUUCCCCUUUAUAUUCUAUUAUACUGGAAUAAAUAUCUUAACAAA
This is a messenger RNA of Choloepus didactylus (southern two-toed sloth), 5637 nucleotides long. RefSeq names its product G elongation factor mitochondrial 1 (gene GFM1). The transcript has 18 exons. The record is from RefSeq and is a predicted model, not a curated record. Lineage: Eukaryota; Metazoa; Chordata; Mammalia; Pilosa; Megalonychidae. Gene Ontology annotation, cellular component: mitochondrion. The coding region runs from base 100 to 2376 and encodes 758 amino acids. Gene Ontology annotation, biological process: mitochondrial translational elongation. Gene Ontology annotation, molecular function: GTP binding; GTPase activity; translation elongation factor activity.